Messenger RNA from Chlorella variabilis, 1449 nucleotides. RefSeq lists its product as hypothetical. The record is from RefSeq and is a predicted model, not a curated record. Gene Ontology annotation, molecular function: protein phosphatase regulator activity. The transcript has 12 exons. NCBI's taxonomy places the organism in Eukaryota, Viridiplantae, Chlorophyta, Trebouxiophyceae, Chlorellales, Chlorellaceae. The coding region runs from base 1 to 1377 and encodes 458 amino acids. Gene Ontology annotation, cellular component: protein phosphatase type 2A complex. Gene Ontology annotation, biological process: signal transduction.
AUGGGUGCGAGGGCAUGGGCCGAGGCAGCAGGGGGGGCCGUAGCAGCAGCUGCGGCAGCGGCAGCUGGGGGCCGACUCUUGGGGACAGACCCGCUGCCGCUGCUGCGGGACGUGCCGGGGGGCGACAAGCAGGCCCUGUUUGUGCGCAAGCUCCACCUCUGCGCCUUCUCCUUUGACUUCUCCGACCCCACGGCGCACGUGCGGGAAAAAGAAGUCAAGCGCCAGACGCUACUAGAGCUGGUGGACUAUGUGAACAGCGGCAGCGGCAAGUUCACAGAGACGGUAUCCAACGACAUCAUGUUCAUGCUCACCUCCAACCUCUUCCGCGCCCUGCACCCGCUCAAGGCGCACGAUGCCGAGUCUUUUGACCUGGAUGAGGAGGAGCCCAACCUGGAGCCCGCCUGGCCGCACCUGCAGAUAGUGUACGAGUUCCUGCUGCGCUACGUCGUCUCCUCCGACACCGACGCCAAGGUGGCCAAGCGGCACAUCGACCAGAACUUUGUGGUGCACCUGCUGGACCUGUUCGACUCGGAGGACCCUCGGGAGCGGGACUACCUCAAAACCAUCCUGCACCGCAUCUACGGCAAGUUCAUGGUGCACCGCCCCUUCAUCCGCAAGGCCAUCAAUUUCGUCUUCUACCGAUUCGUGUUUGAGACGGAGCACCACAACGGCAUCGCGGAGCUGCUGGAGAUCCUGGGGUCCAUCAUCAACGGCUUUGCGCUGCCGCUCAAGGAGGAGCACAAGCAGUUCCUGCAGCGCGCCCUCAUGCCCCUGCACAAGCCCAAGUGCCUCCCCGCCUACCACCAGCAGCUCUCCUACUGCGUCACGCAGUUUGUGGAGAAGGACCCUCGCCUGGCGGACGCCGUCAUCCGCUCGCUGCUCAAGUUCUGGCCGCUGACCAACAGCCACAAGGAGGUGCUGUUCCUGGGGGAGCUGGAGGAGGUGCUGGAGCUGACGCAGGCGGAGGAGUUUGCGCGGGUGCAGGAGCCGCUGUUCCGCCAGGUGUCCCGCUGCCUCACCAGCAGCCACUUCCAGGUGGCCGAGCGCAGCCUGUUCCUGUGGAACAACGAGUACAUUGUGCAGCUGGUGGCGCAGCACCGCGAGACGGUGCUGCCGCUGGUGAUCGGCGCGCUGGAGCACAACGCCAAGCACCACUGGAACCCGGCGGUUCACAGCCUGACGCUGAAUGUGCGGAAGAUGUUCCAGGAGAUUGAUGGGCAGCUGUAUGAGCGGUGCCGGCAGCAGUGCGAGGAGGCGGAGCAGCAGCGUGAGGCGGAGCAGCACCGGCGGCGGCAGCAGUGGGAGGCGGUGGAGGCGGCGGCGGCGGCGGCGGCCUCGGCCGGCGGCGCCGGCGGCGGCAUGCUGCCGCGGCGGUAGUGCCCGCGCGCCCUGCACGCCCGCGCAGGCCCGCCUGGCGGCCUGGCCUGGCCGUGGCCUGGCAGCGGCCGC